Messenger RNA from Hypoxylon trugodes, 1060 nucleotides. RefSeq lists its product as uncharacterized. Bases 165 to 902 code for a protein of 245 amino acids. Lineage: Eukaryota; Fungi; Ascomycota; Sordariomycetes; Xylariales; Hypoxylaceae. The record is from RefSeq and is a predicted model, not a curated record. The transcript has a single exon.
GCGAAAACUAGCAGUCGUGCCCAUAGACAUGUUGUUAUACCUGCGUAGCUUCCAGCUACCUGUUUGAUGUUAUACAGAGGCUACACUUUUCUCUGUCAAUUUCAAUCAACCUCUGAGCCUCUAUAUAAUGGCUCUAUCUGGUACCAGAGACAUCCCUAUGCCUGAUGCAUGCUCUAGAGAUAACUUGGCUUUACAAAAAAGAUCGAGGGGCCCAACCUCCACAUUUCGCUGACCCUGGUAACGCCCAAGAAACAUUAACGGCGACCACGAUCACCAUGCAGUUCACUCCUUCUCAAUUGCUGAGGUACGCCGUAGAGGAAAAAGACAGAGAUGCAGUGAGGCGACUUCUUCAGAUGAACCCUUCAAUUUCUCUCAUGCGGGAGGUCCGAAUCGUUGACGCCAUCUUGGACAAUCCCGACCCAACAAUAUUACGAAUUCUCUGCAACCACCAGCCUGUCUUCGUAAAUUUCUUUUUUCCAUACAUCCAUGUAGCGGAAUCUUUCCUAACGAAAGCAUGCACCAAACCGCCAAACAAGAUCAAUUCGGUGAUACAUGUACUCUUAGACAACGGUGCGCAGGUCAAUAUGGGGCGUCCCCCGGAUGGCGGCGCAUUGUCCGCGGCAAUAGUCUGUGGACAGUCACUCGAUAUCAUUAGCAAGAUCAUAAACAAGGGUGGUAUAAUUAAUUUGAGAACUAUUCUUGAAGCUAUACGACUAGAGCGCGCAGACGUGAUCGAAUUACUUCUCAACUAUGGAGAUGUCAGUCCGGAUGUAGAUGCUAAUGUAGAGCGAAUGACUGAAGAGGCGGUGAAAACAGCGAAUGAGCAAAUCAAGAGGGUUGUAGUGGCUUGGGCAGAGAAGAUGAAGCUCCUAAUUAAUUAUGGUAAACUAAGAGUAGAAUAGAAUUCAAUAUGAAGCAACAGAUACAAAAGACUUCGAGCUAGUAGACUUAACAGGGUAUCAUUAUAUGAAUUAAAUCAAUGCUAUGGGUAUCUGGUACGAUCAUUGAAACUUGGCGGGAACACUUGGUAUAAGCUUCCUCAGUAUUUCAAUCUGUCGAG